AGCAACCGCCAGUAGAUAAAGCCCUCUCUCUUGAGUCGUGGCAUUAAAUCACUUAUCCAUGGCACUGGCUAUUGGUUCCUCUGCAUUCUUCAACCUCCAACCCAGGGUGAAGGCCCCAAACACAGUAUCAAGGCUAAUCAGGGCUUUUGCAGGACUACCAACUCGAACAAAUGCAACUAAAGGGGUGUCCAGUGUGUGUGAACCCCUCCCCCCAGACAGGCCUCUGUGGUUCCCUGGAAGCUCCCCUCCGGAAUGGCUUGAUGGAAGUCUCCCGGGAGAUUAUGGCUUCGAUCCUCUUGGAUUGGGGUCCGAUCCAGAACUUCUUCGGUGGUUUGCACAGGCUGAACUGAUGCAUAGCAGAUGGGCAAUGCUUGCUGCUGCUGGCAUUCUUGUCCCUGAAUGCCUCGAGAAGCUCGGUUUUAUUGAGAACUUCUCAUGGUACGAGGCCGGGGCACAGCAGUAUUUCACAGACCCUGUGACAUUGUUUGUAGUUCAAAUGAUUCUAAUGGGAUGGGCAGAGGGAAGGAGAUGGGCUGACUUUAUAAAGCCUGGCUGUGUUGAUAUUGAACCCAAGUUUCCAAAUCGAAAGAAUCCUAAACCUGAUGUGGGUUAUCCUGGUGGUCUUUGGUUUGAUUUUAUGAUGUGGGGUCGAGGGUCGCCGGAGCCGGUGAUGGUGCUGAGGACGAAGGAAAUCAAGAAUGGCAGAUUGGCAAUGCUCGCUUUUAUGGGGUUUUGGUUCCAGGCUAUUUAUACUGGAGAGGGGCCGCUCGAGAACUUGAUGGCUCACUUGGCUGAUCCGGGGCACUGCAACAUUUUCGCGGCAUUAUCAUCUCAUUAAUGUCCUUCAGCCAUGGUGGAUGGCUUCAUAAGAAGAUGAUGGUAGUUGGGCUGCUUGGCUGGAGUAAAAUGCGAUAGGCACCAUUGAGUUCUUUUCUUUUCUUUUCUUUUUUCCUGUAGUUACAAAGUGCUGCUAUUUAGAGAGCCUUGUACACAUUGGAUGUUACUGCAAGAAAUUUUCAAUUCAGUCUGCUAUUUUCUCA
Molecule: messenger RNA, 1040 nt
Organism: Phoenix dactylifera (date palm)
Lineage: Eukaryota; Viridiplantae; Streptophyta; Magnoliopsida; Arecales; Arecaceae
Gene: LHCA6
Product: PSI type II chlorophyll a/b-binding protein (Lhca2*1)
Biological process (GO): photosynthesis, light harvesting
Cellular component (GO): membrane
Source: RefSeq, a predicted model, not a curated record